GGGUCAUUCAUUACAGUGACGUACGUAUCGUUCCUUCGCUUCUAUUGCUAGAUUGAAAUAGGGCAAGAAUAAUCUUCGUUACUUUUAGGGUUUAACAGCUCUGCGUGUUUGGACUUGCUUCAAAACCCUAGGACCAAACCCAUUCACCGGCGUUGGCCACUCUGCAUCCGUUUGCUAGGGUUUCCCUGAGAACCACCAAAUUCUUGAUUCUUUUUGCAUUAUUGUAAUUGAUCUACGAUAAUGUCUCGAGUAUAUGUGGGGAACUUGGAUCCGCGAGUUACUGAAAGAGAGCUCGAAGAUCAAUUUCGAGCAUAUGGUGUUCUUCGUAGUGUCUGGGUUGCUCGAAAGCCACCAGGUUAUGCAUUUGUUGAGUUUGAUGAUCGCAGAGAUGCUUUAGAUGCAAUCCGUGCAUUGGAUGGGAAGAAUGGCUGGCGUGUGGAACUGUCUCAUAAUUCUAAGAGUGGUGGGGGUGGUCGUGGCGGUGGACGAGGGCGUGGUGGUGGUGGUGGAGGUGGGGGUGGUGAUGACCUGAAAUGCUACGAGUGUGGUGAACCUGGUCAUUUUGCUCGGGAAUGUCGCUUGCGGAUUGGUUCACGUGGAAUGGGAAGUGGUCGGCGUCGUAGCCCUAGUCCUCGACAUCGUAGAAGCCCAAGUUAUGGUCGCAGGAGUUACAGCCCUCGAGGUAGGAAAUCUCCUCCUCGACGCCGCAGUGUAUCGCCUCGCCGUGGCCGCAGCUAUAGCAGGUCACCACCAUAUCGUCCGGCCCAUCGUGAUUCACCAUCCUAUGCUAACGGUCCUGUUGCCAGAGAUCAACGUCGCAGCCGGAGCUGAAGUGAGACUGGCAAUGUGCAUCUGAUGAGAGAUCAUGCACUAUUGUACAUGAACUAUAUCACAGUCGUGAUAGGAUGGUUCAACAAAAAGAUAAUCAUGUUAUUUCUGUUCGCUGAAUCACAAUUGGAUUUGUUAGGACUUUGACUUUGAUUAAUUGAGCUCAUACAAUGUGAAAGGGAUGAUUUGGACUCAGCUUUUGCAUGGACAAUAAUACUCUUCUGCUGACUGAAAUUUGGGGAGGUUACUUUCCUACUUCAUAUUGUCAUGUUAUUACUAUUUAUGUAUUUUUUUUAAUGCCAUAUCUUUUCAGAUAUC
Molecule: messenger RNA, 1146 nt
Organism: Macadamia integrifolia
Lineage: Eukaryota; Viridiplantae; Streptophyta; Magnoliopsida; Proteales; Proteaceae
Product: serine/arginine-rich splicing factor RSZ21A
Exons: 6
Coding region: 241-831 (196 amino acids)
Biological process (GO): mRNA splicing, via spliceosome
Cellular component (GO): nuclear speck
Molecular function (GO): zinc ion binding; RNA binding
Source: RefSeq, a predicted model, not a curated record